CCCGGCGACGUAUCUACGUAUCUCAAUCUACCGGGCGCUCCACAAAGCACUCCCGUCCAACAACGCGAGGCUGGGCUGCUCAGCGGCCACUGCCUGUUGAGGGACGCCAUGGAGGUGGCGGUGGCGCGCGCCUGCGGGCGUGAGCCCCGGCCGUGCCGGGGCCGACGACGACAGCGGGUGUUCCGCUCCCGGGGCCUCCUCUGCGUGAUGGGCGGAUUUCUCGCCGUGGCCCUCGCUAUCGACCUUUCAACGCUCGCGCGCGGCCCGAGGAUAGGGCCCGGGAGGAGUCUGCGGGCGGCGGCGGGGAGCGACGGCGGCGACGCGCGCGCGCGCGACCCCCCGGCCGGCGCCGGGGCCGCCCGGGCGCCCCCGGCCCCCGGCGGCGCCGACCUCCGGGACGGCGAACCCGGGCCCGACCGCCCGAGGCUCGGGGAGCGGUCGCCCCGGUCCCUGAGCCACGCCAAGAACGCGCAGCAGCAGAAGGAGAAGAACCCGUUCUGGGUCGGCGACGCCUUCAUCCACAAGAAGGGCAAGGGCAACCAGCACGGCAACUCGCCGCUCGUCGUCUUCCACGUGCUCGGCGUCUGCUACAUGUUCCUCGCGCUCAUGAUCGUCUGCGACAACUUCUUCGGCCCGGCGCUGGACUGCAUGGUCGAGAAGUGGGAGAUCGACGACGACGUCGCGGGCGCGACGUUCAUGGCCGCGGGCGGGUCCGCGCCGGAGCUCGCGACGUCGUUCAUGGGACAGUUCGUGUCGCGGUCCGACAUCGGCUUCGGCACCAUCGUCGGGUCGGCGGUCUUCAACGUGCUCUUCGUCAUCGGCAUGUGCGCCCUCGUCGUGCCCGGCGGCGCGCUGCCGCUCACGUGGUGGCCCCUCUUCCGCGACUGCUCCUACUACAUCAUGGGCCUGCUCGUGCUCGCGGCCUGCGUGUCCGACGAGUCCAUGGUCUGGUACGAGGCUCUCAUCCUCUUCCUCCUCUACCUCUGCUACGUGACCAUCAUGGCCUACAACGAGCCCCUCGAGAUCUUCACGACGCGCCAGUUCGGCAUGGAGAAGAACGCGAAGGUCCGGCCCGGCGGCGAGGACCGGCCGUCGAUCGCGCGCGCGGCCGCGGAGGCCAAGAAGGCCGCGUCCGACGGCGGCGCGACGACCGUCGAGGUCGCGGCGUCGGGCGGCGGCGCGCCGAGCGACGCCGAGGGCGUCGAGGCCGCCGAGUCGCCCGGGCCCGACGCGGGCGCGGGCGUCGGCGUCUACUCGAAGCAGAUCUACGACAGCGUGCCCCCCGACGGGCCCGGCGCCGCGGACAAGGCGGCCAACGGCGGCGAGGAGGCCAAGGGCGGCGAGGAGGAGGACGAGGACGAGUGGGAGGACCCCUGGGCCUGGCCCGACGACGCGCCGGACCGGAUCCUCUUCAUCGUCGCGGCGCCGCUCAAGGUCUGCCUCUACGGCACGCUCCCGGACUGCGCGCACCCCGACAAGAAGAAGUGGUUCCUCGGCACCUUCGCCGGGUCCCUCAUGUGGCUCGUCGUCUUCGCGUACAUGAUGGUCGUCUGGACGACGAUCAUCGGCUCGGUCGUCGGCAUCGGCGACUACAUCAUGGGCCUCACGGUGCUCGCCGCGGGCACGUCGAUCCCCGACGCGCUGAGCUCCAUGUACAUGGCGCGCGAGGGCCGCGGCGACAUGGCCAUCUCGUCGUCCAUCGGCUCCAACGUCUUCGACAUCCUCGUCGGCCUCCCCGUGCCGACGCUGACGAAGUACCUCGUCGUCGCGAUCAUCGGCAACCCGCUGAAGAACGCGAGCUGGGACUUCUCGACGACGGGCAUCGCCUUCGACACGAUCAUGCUCCUCAGCAUGGUCGCGCUCGUCGUGCUGAGCGUCAUGAGGAACAACUGGACGCUGGACCUGAAGCUCGGGCUGGUCAUGUUCUCCCUCUACUUCCUCUUCCUCGCCGUGUCCAUCACGUUCAAGUCCAUCUCUUGAACGGGGCGCGCCCCCGCCCCCAAAAGCCCCUCGCCCCCUCGCAUCGACACUCUCACGACCGCGCCCGAUCCGCGCGGCGGUCCCCGCUACGACGAAACGAAAAAACGAACCCGCUCCCGGAGCCGCGGCGGCGGAGCGCGACCCCCCGGCCCGAGGCGC
Messenger RNA from Aureococcus anophagefferens, 2139 nucleotides. RefSeq lists its product as hypothetical. The record is from RefSeq and is a predicted model, not a curated record. Gene Ontology annotation, cellular component: membrane. Bases 109 to 1980 code for a protein of 623 amino acids. The transcript has a single exon. Lineage: Eukaryota; Pelagophyceae; Pelagomonadales; Pelagomonadaceae. Gene Ontology annotation, biological process: intracellular calcium ion homeostasis; calcium ion transmembrane transport. Gene Ontology annotation, molecular function: calcium, potassium:sodium antiporter activity; calcium channel activity.